UUCAUCUGAGAGAGAGAGAGGGAAGAGAAGAAGAUGGCAGCGUCAAUGAUGGCUUCAUCAGUGAGCCUGAAACCCACUCCGUUCGCCGUGGAGAAAGCAGCCGCCAGAGGCCUGCCUUCUCUCGCCAGGUCUUCCUCUUCAUUCAGGGUCCAGGCCAGCGGCAAGAAGAUCAAAACCGACAAGCCUUAUGGAAUCAAUGGCGGCAUGAGCUUGACGGACGGCCUUGAUGCAUCGGGCAGGAAGGGCAAGGGAAAGGGUGUUUACCAAUUUGUAGACAAAUACGGUGCUAAUGUGGAUGGAUACAGUCCCAUUUACGAUACGAACGAUUGGUCUCCAAGUGGUGAUGUCUACGUUGGUGGCACCACGGGGUUGCUAAUAUGGGCAAUAACCCUAGCUGGGCUACUUGCAGGGGGUGCACUUCUUGUUUACAACACCAGUGCUUUGGUGCAGUAGUGGCAGUGGUACACCCACGAUUCUGUUCUAAGUUCAGCAGACAAUUAAUAAAUUAAUUAAUGUAUUAAAGCUUCAGAUUAUUAUGACAAAUACUGUAUGCUUUUCAUCAAACUAAUCUGUAAUGUAAAUUUCUCUAGUAUUUUAGUUA
Molecule: messenger RNA, 601 nt
Organism: Diospyros lotus (date-plum)
Lineage: Eukaryota; Viridiplantae; Streptophyta; Magnoliopsida; Ericales; Ebenaceae
Product: photosystem II 10 kDa polypeptide, chloroplastic
Exons: 5
Coding region: 34-453 (139 amino acids)
Biological process (GO): photosynthesis
Cellular component (GO): thylakoid membrane; photosystem II; photosystem II oxygen evolving complex
Source: RefSeq, a predicted model, not a curated record